AUAGCAUUGUGACAUCUUCAGGAAUAUAAGUCCACGCGAAUCGAACAACAAACAUCAGUGUCUUCUUCCAAUCCUCAGCGAUCGGUAGUAAAAAAAAAUAUAUACAAUGGCAUACAAAGUUGUUCUUUCUAUUGCUAUUGCAACCAUCUUCAUCUCUGCUAAAGCUGCAGUAGUUCCGGUCGCACCAGCAGCUCAAGUUCUUGCCAAGAUUGAAGAUUUCGAUGCUGUACCUCAAUACAGUUAUGCUUACGAUGUCCAAGAUGCCUUGACUGGUGACUCAAAGGCUCAAUAUGAAACAAGAAAUGGAGAUGUUGUCCAAGGAAGCUACAGUCUCAUUGAAGCUGAUGGAACUCGAAGAAUUGUUGAUUAUACUGCUGAUCCCGUCAAUGGAUUCAACGCAGUAGUGAACCGUGAACCAGCUGUAGCUGUUGCUCCAGUUGUUACCAAAACAGCUCCAGUCGUUGCUGCCCCAGUAGCACCAGCAGUUGCAGCUCCAGUUGCUGCACCAUUAUUUGCUAGAUCUGUUGCUGCCCCAGUUGUGCCUGCUCCAGUUGCUCCCGCAGUAGCUGCACCAGUACUAGCUAGGUCUGUCGCAGCUCCAGUUGUUGCAUCUCUGCCAUAUACCAUUCCUAGAGCAGUUGCCACUAGAUUGUCUGCGCCAGUCUAUCCUGCUCCUUUGAAUUAUGCUGUUGCACCUACAAAUGUUUUUGUUUAAUUUUAUAUUUUUGCUAUAUAAUAACUUGUUUGU
Molecule: messenger RNA, 748 nt
Organism: Chelonus insularis
Lineage: Eukaryota; Metazoa; Arthropoda; Insecta; Hymenoptera; Braconidae
Product: larval cuticle protein A2B-like
Exons: 2
Coding region: 107-715 (202 amino acids)
Cellular component (GO): extracellular matrix
Source: RefSeq, a predicted model, not a curated record